Anolis sagrei ordinatus is the source of this 4147-nucleotide messenger RNA. RefSeq names its product myotubularin related protein 3 (gene MTMR3). Gene Ontology annotation, biological process: regulation of autophagy; phosphatidylinositol dephosphorylation. NCBI's taxonomy places the organism in Eukaryota, Metazoa, Chordata, Lepidosauria, Squamata, Anolidae. Gene Ontology annotation, molecular function: phosphatidylinositol-3,5-bisphosphate 3-phosphatase activity; metal ion binding; protein phosphatase binding. The record is from RefSeq and is a predicted model, not a curated record. Gene Ontology annotation, cellular component: cytoplasm; membrane.
CGGGGGCGUAUCCUCUCCCGGCUCCUCCCUCCCUCCUCCUCCCUCUCCUGCUCCGCCAUGUUGGGCCGGAGCCGUUUCUGAGAGAGAGAGAGAGGAAGACGUCUGAAAGAGCAAAGGAAGGAAGGAAGGAAGGAAGGAAGGAAGGAGAGAAGAAAGGAAGAGCUUCGGCGGGCAUGGCUCCGGAGAGUCUUUCUACGACUGCCAGCACUUGAAAAGAAGGCCUGCCCGUGGCUGCCCACCAUGGAGGAAGAGAGGGUGGCAGCACAGCAGCAGCAGCAGCAACAGGCCAAUCAGACCUUUCCCAGGAAGCAGCUCAUCCGCGAAGAUGACAAUCUCCAGGUGCCAUUCCUGGAGCUGCAUGGAGAGAGCACGGAGUUUGUUGGCCGUGCAGAGGAGGCUGUCAUUGCGCUCUCCAACUACCGCCUACACAUCAAGUUCAAGGAGUCCCUGGUCAAUAUUCCAUUGCAGCUGAUUGAGAGCGUUGAGUGCCGGGACAUCUUCCAGCUUCACUUGGUCUGCAAAGAUUGCAAGAUCAUCAGGUGCCACUUCUGCAGCCUGGAGCAGAGCCAGGAGUGGCAGCGGCGCCUGGUGAUGGCGACAGGCCCACCCUCGCGACUGGAGGGUCUCUUCUCAUUCGCCUUCCAUGCCUGGUGCACACACGUCUAUGCUAGCGAGAAGGAGACCCACGGGGAACUCUGUCGGCCUGGGGAGCACGUGACCUCGCGGUUCAAGAACGAAGCUGAGCGCAUGGGCUUUGACUUGAACCAUGCCUGGAGGAUCUCCAACAUCAAUGAGAAAUACAGGCUGUGCAGCAGCUACCCUCAGGAGCUGAUCGUUCCGGCCUGGAUCUCGGACAAGGAGCUGGAGAGCGUGGCUGGCUUCCGCUCCUGGAAGCGUAUCCCUGCUGUGGUUUACAGGCACCAGAGCAACGGGGCAGUUAUUGCGCGCUGCGGUCAGCCGGAGGUCAGCUGGUGGGGCUGGAGGAACGCUGAUGACGAGCACCUGGUCCAGUCGGUGGCCAAGGCCUGCGCCUCUGACGCCCGGGCCAAGAUGGCUGACCCGGGAGGAGGAAGAGGAGGGGGCUUCUCCGACGGAGAAUUUGGCUCCUCCAUUCCCCACGCUCCUGGUGCAGAGGGCCUGGCUGCCCAACCCCAGAAGCUCCUCAUCCUGGACGCCCGCUCCUACGCUGCUGCUGUCGCCAACCGGGCCAAAGGAGGGGGCUGCGAAUGCCCAGAGUAUUACCCCAACUGCGAGGUGGUCUUCAUGGGGAUGGCCAACAUACACUCCAUCCGGAAGAGCUUCCAGUCCCUGCGCCUGCUUUGCAGCCAAGUGCCCGACCCAGGAAACUGGCUCUCAGCACUGGAAAGUACCAAGUGGCUGCAGCACCUGUCUGUCCUGCUGAAGUCGGCAUUGCUGGUGGUCCAUGCAGUGGAGAGGGACCGACGGCCAGUGCUGGUGCACUGCUCCGACGGAUGGGACCGCACCCCCCAGAUCGUGGCCCUGGCCAAGCUGCUCCUUGAUCCCUAUUAUAGGACCAUCGAGGGCUUCCAGGUACUGGUGGAGACAGAGUGGCUGGACUUUGGGCACAAGUUUGCCGACCGCUGUGGCCACGGGGAGCAGGCGGACGACCCCAACGAGCGCUGCCCAGUCUUCUUGCAGUGGCUGGACUGUGCCCACCAGCUCCAGAGGCAGUUCCCUUGCUCCUUCGAGUUCAGUGAAGCAUUCCUGGUGAAGCUGGUCCAGCACACCUACUCUUGCCUCUUUGGCACAUUCCUGUGCAACAACGCCAAGGAGCGCGAUGAGAAGCACACCCAGGAGAGGACCUGCUCCGUGUGGUCCCUGCUCCGGCCCGGAAACAAGGCCUUUCAGAAUCUGCUCUACUGCUCCCAGUCUGAAUCCGUGCUGUUCCCGGUGUGCCACGUGCGGAACCUCAUGCUCUGGAGCGCCGUGUACCUGCCUGGCUCCUCCCCCUCAACCCCUGCAGACGACCCCUGUGCCCCCUACCCACUCCCAGCCCCUGGACCCGAAGAGGCACCGCUGGGCAGGCUGCCAAAAACCCGCUCCUUCGACAACCUGACCAUGGCCUGUGACAGCGGCAGCCUCCCGCCCACCACUCCCCGCCGUAGCAGUGACCCCAGCCUCAACGAGAAGUGGCAGGAGCACCGCCGCACCCUAGAGCCAAGCAACCAUUUUGGGGGGGAGGGCGACCCCUAUGAGGGGGAGGCAGCGGGGCAGGGCCUAGUAGCGGAGGCGGAGCUCUCCUUGGCAGUGGCUGAGGGCCAGAUGGAGAACAUCUUGCAGGAGGCCACCGAAGAGGAGGAGGAAGAGGACAAUGACGACUCAGAAGAGGUGGCGGGGGGCAAAGGUGGGGAGGCAGACUUGCAAGGCACACUGGGAAGCCCUGCUGAGAAGGUACCGGAUGCCUUGGACGAGGAAUUGGGCAUCCACUCUGCCGGAACAAGCAACACGGAGGGGUCGACCGACACCUUAACUGAAAUGGGGGCCAGGGUCAAGGCCCCAAGCGCAUCCUUCUCGUGGCUGCGCCCAGAGGAUGGCAAUGGGGAGGAGGCAUUGGAACUGCACCGCUUGGCCGCCACCCUCAACCGGACCCCUCCUUCCGCGCCUUCCCCAUGCGCCUUGCCCUUGUGCGACUACAAGGAAGCUGUAUGCAAUGGCGAGGAGGCAGGCGAAGAGGGGGGGUGGAGGAGGAGGAGGGCCAAGGGUGCAUUGAGCCGGCAGAUGUCCGGCUCCGGACCAAGGUCCCUCUCCCACAAAGCAUCACCGUCACCAAACAGCCCCGAGCAGCCUGCCCCCCGGAGCCACUUGGACGACGACGGGAUGCCCGCCUACGCCGACGCCAUCCAGCAGCGCCUACGGCAGAUCGAGAGCGGGCACCAGCAGGAAGUGGAGACCCUCAAGAAGCAGCUGCAGGAGCUGCGCAGCCGCCUAGAGGGACAGCUCCUCAACGGCUCCCUCCACUGCAACGGCAUGGAGUACGGCGACGAGGUGGUGACCCGGUGGCUGCCCGACCACCUGGCCGCCCAUUGCUACGGCUGUGACAGCGCCUUCUGGCUCGUCAGCAGGAAACACCACUGCAGGAACUGUGGGAAUGUCUUCUGCUCCAGCUGCUGCAACCAGAAGGUCCCAGUGCCCACCCAGCAGCUCUUUGAGCCCAGCCGUGUCUGCAAGGCCUGCUACUCCGGCCUCGGCCCUGACAACAAGCCUGUUGCCACCCACUCAAACUGAAUGAAGGGGGCAUGAGGCGUCAUGGCCACUGCAGAAAGACCUGGAAGACUGUCAUUUUGAAAUGGAUUUUGCUGGAACCUGGAGGUCGCUGAUUGUUGUCGUUGCUGCUGCUGCUGCUGCUGCUAGGGACCUACAUAGAAGACAAAAUGGAAGCUGCCUUCUUCUCAAAGGAACCGAACCCUCCUCCUCCUCCUCUCUCAAAAUGGCCGACGCGAGGGCUCGGGGGGGACCUCUGAAGCGGAAAAAUGGCGUUUAGUUUAUUUAUUCUCAGUUUUUCUUAUUAUUAUUAUUCAUUAUCCAGAUAAGAGAAAAGUCCCAUUUUUUUAAAAAAAAUCUUAAUAUCCUUCAAUAAUUUUUUUAAAUCCCCAUUUUAAAUAUCAGGAUCCAUUUUUUAUAUAAAUAUAUAUUUAAAUAUAUAUACACACACAUACAUUUAAAUAUAUAUUUAAGACAUAAUGAAGAAUUUGGAAUAUGAUACAAAAUUGAGAUGAGGAAAGAAUUUUGUAUAUUUUGAGGAGAAUUUUGUAUAUUUCGAGGAGGAUGUGCCAAGAAUAUAUCUAUAUUCCGAUUACGGGUCUUUUAAUUAUUAUUAUUAUUUUCUGGAGGGUAAAUGUGUGAAUAGAGCAAACUAUGGCUUGCGACUCUCUCUUUUUCCAACAGAUGAAGCACUUUUUACAAAUAUAUUUCGUUUUUCUUCUUUAUAUGUAAAGCAGGAAAGAAUAGCUGUGUGUAUAUGUAUGUAUGUAUAUAAUAUCAAAAAAACAACCUGUCCCAAAAGGCGGAGUUUGCUUCUUUAUAUUUGUCAUUUUUUUCCUCUUUGUCAAACAAGCAUUACGUUACUUUAGAAUGUUUCGAUAUAUAUAUAUGAAUUUUUAAAAAGUGAAAUAAAGUUUAGACUGUG